This is a messenger RNA of Fusarium odoratissimum NRRL 54006, 2508 nucleotides long. RefSeq lists its product as uncharacterized. Bases 27 to 2471 code for a protein of 814 amino acids. Lineage: Eukaryota; Fungi; Ascomycota; Sordariomycetes; Hypocreales; Nectriaceae. The transcript has a single exon. The record is from RefSeq and is a predicted model, not a curated record. Gene Ontology annotation, biological process: carbohydrate metabolic process.
GCCUCCAACUCGAGAAUAUCCCCAUCAUGGCAGCCGAACAAUUUGACACAUCUUGGAUGUGGAAUCCCGCUUUCAUCGAAAAGGCCACGUCUACCGCCGGUCGCUUCGUUCAUUUCCGCAAGACAUUCUUUGUCAAUAAGGAGAUACCAACAUCGCUUCCACUUCAAAUCACGGCUGAUACACGAUACAAGCUAUACGUCAACAAGCAAUUGGCCGCGUUCGGACCUGUUAAGGGAGAUGCGAGUCUCUGGUUUUACGACGAAGUCGACAUCAGCCCGUAUUUGCGCUUGGGCGAGAAUCACAUCGCGAUCCAUGUCCUCCGACUAUUUCACGGGACGUCGUACGGGACUAGCUUUCCGCGUCUGGGAACAGGUGGUGUCAAGAUCGCAACGACUGUUGACGAUGAGGUCUGGGCACCGCAGAUUCGAAGUAGUGAGCUUUGGAAAACGGCGAUAGAUCACAAUGUGACUCUUCGCAUCGACGAGGAAGAGGAUGAUUUUCUUCACGUAUACGAAUUGGUUUCGGCAUCACGCGAUACGUCAUUGGAGUGGAUUCCGGCGAUACCGCUCCGUUUUCAGGACUCUACUGGUGUCACGGCGCCGUGGAAAUUAUCGCCGCGUCUCAUUCCGCCAAUGAGAGGCCAUAAGGCUUACUUCAGCGCUAUUCACAACGUUCAGAGCGACUUGCCCCAUGGCACCUGGAGUGCAGGUUUGCUGGGUAUUCAAUCAGCAGACAGUAAUCUCCUUCUUCCCGCUCGAUCAAGUCAUCAACUCGACCUUGAGACUCCCGUGCAUACAACUGCUUUUAUCCGCUUCCGCUUCGUCCGUCCGGAAGUUGGAGGCGCUUGUCUUACGAUAACGUAUUCUGAAAGUUAUGAGAACACUCCAGUGCUGAUUCCAUAUCUCCGUUGCAAGGGAAAUAGAUGCGACUCAAGCAAGUUUCUAAUCGGGCCCAAGGAUAUUUACACUUUCCGGGGAAAAGAUGGGAAUCCAUGUCUGGGCUACUACGAUGAGGAAGAUACAGAAGAAGUAUACAUGCCUUUCCACUGGCGUACCUUUCGCUUCAUAAGACUAACCAUCGAGACUGGGUCAUCUGAUCUGAUCAUGCGUGGUAUCGAUAUUGACGUUGUGAAUUACCCAUUGGACGUACUAUCAACGAUAAGCACGACCACAGAUGAUGGGACUUUGGGAGCGCUGUACGACACGAGUAUCCGAACUUUACAAAACUGCAUGCAUGAAUGCUACGAAGACUGCCCUUUCUACGAGCAACUCCAAUACGCCAUGGAUACACGAAGUUCAUGUCUCUUCACUUACCACGUAUCUGGCGAUGAUCGGUUAGCGAGACAGGCAAUCGUCCAGCUUCACAGCUCCUUUCAGCCUCGUAUUGGGCUUACAGCUAGUAGAGCACCAUCGACUCAAUUGCAGAUCAUCCCUCACUUCUCCCUCUACUGGAUCUGCAUGCUGCACGAUCAUUUUCUUUACUACGCUGACAAGGCGUUUGUUCGGCCUCUUUUACCCGUUGUUGAUGCUGUCCUGGGGUUUUUCCAUGAACGCAUGGAUCAUCGCCUGGAUCUUGUAAGUCUAGGAAAUGAGAAGGGCGUUUGGAACUUUCAUGAUUGGGCGGAGCAGUGGAGGCCGUACGGCAUUCCUCCGUCAGCAGCCAACUCCGGUGUUUCGACAUACACAAACAGCUUAUAUGCGUACACUCUCAAACUAGCGGCCAAGUUGCAGGGAGAGUGUGCAGGCCGACUUUCCCUUGCAGAUGAGUAUUCUCAUCGGGCCGGGCUAAUUGUCGAUGCGGUUAAACGGCAGUGUUUUGAUGGGCAAUACUUUACCGACAGCAUUGCUGCUUGCUCAGACCCCAAGGCUGACCGUAGCCAGCAUAACCAGGUCUGGGCAGUUCUCAGCGGUGCGGUAUGUGGUAACAGCGCUCAAGUAUUACUUAAGCGCGCUCUCGGAAGUUCUCAAAGUGGUGCGCCUCUCAUCAAGACGUCGAUCUCCAUGUCCUUUUAUACACUUCGAGCCAUCAGUAUCGCAGGAGGGUCUUUGUAUGACGAACUGUUCCAUGUUCUCUGGCAGCCAUGGCGUCAUCAAUUAUCUCUCGGUCUAACGACCUGGGAAGAAGACGACGUUUCACACCGUUCGGAUUGCCAUGCUUGGGGCAGCGCUCCCAUCUACGAGUUCUUAGCCGAGGUUGCAGGGAUACGGCCUGCAAAGCCUGGAUGGCAGGAGCUGGAGUUUGCUCCGCGCCUGGGGCUGUAUACAUCUCUCGAAGCAACAGUUCCGUUUUAUAGAGAAGGAAAGUUGGUGUUGGCAAAGGUUGCUUGGAGCUCUUUAGAUGGAGAGACGCUAGUCACGUUGGGUAUUGAGGGAUUAGACGAGUCAAUCUCUGUGCAUGUGAAAUUACCAGGAUGGCCGGGGAUGGUUGAGAAGAGCUCGCAGAACAUGAGCUUCACUUGGACAAGAUCUUAGAAAGAGUAGAUUAUUAUUUGAGGCAAUAUAAAGUCAA